UAGUUUACUGAGAGUUUUAGAACCAAUUCUUUGUAAAAUCAAUCCCUAAAACUUUAUCAGCACGUUGUAUUUUACUGCGAGAAAAAAUGCGAUGACGUAAAGUUCCGGCGGCUGCGUAGCAGAAGACACCGUAUAAGGUGUAAAAAAUUGUGAAACUAGAUGGGUAGAAAGAGCAAGAGAGGUGGAGGAGUGAAGACGGGGCCUCCAGUUAAAGGGGAAGAAAAAGAAACUGAUGUGCCUCCCACUUUAUCCAAGUCAGCAAAACGGGAAGUGACAGAACUGGUGACCCAGCUGUUGGAAAUUUGUUCCAAACCCCCAGCUUCAGGAGCCAAAGAACUAGAAGACUAUCCUGAGAUUCAUGGAUUGGUGGAAAAGAUUCGCAAAAUCCAAUCAAGUGUUAAUAGCCCACCACAGAACAGGGAGGAAUUGUUUCCAGCUUUUCUUGAGUGGCUUCACAAGAAUGGGGUGGAUACAUCAGCUGUAGAGAUUGCCUCUUUCCCAGGUUUUGGAUAUGGUCUCAAAACCACCAAAGAUAUCAAGGAGGCAGAUCUGCUUUUAAAAAUUCCAAGAAAGUUGAUGCUGACUGUUGAUUCAGCCAAAAUGUCUGUUCUGGGAGAACUGAUAAGUGAGGACAAGAUACUACAGGUUAUGCCUAAUGUUACUUUGGCCAUGCAUCUGUUGAUUGAGUUCAAAGUGGCUGAUUCUUUCUGGAAGCCCUACUUGGCUAUUCUACCACACACUUACAACACCCCGCUCUACUUAACACCUGAGGAGCUGCAGCACCUGAAGGGAUCACCGACACUAGGAAAUUCCAUUACCCAAUAUCGCAGCAUUGCCCGGCAAUAUGCCUACUUUUACAGACUCUUGCAAAAACAUCCUGCAGCAGCCAAACUACCAAUUAAGGAUAACUUCACUUUUGAUGACUACAGGUGGGCUGUUUCAACAGUAAUGACACGACAAAAUCUUAUACCUGGAAAAGAUGGUGAAAAGCAAACGUUUGGCCUCAUUCCACUUUGGGAUAUGUGCAACCAUUCGAAUGGCAUCUACACAUCCGAUUUUGACAUCGAAAAUGAUUGCAGCUUGUGUUAUGCACAACAGGACUGUUCUGCUGGGGAUCAGCUUUUUAUGUUUUAUGGUCCUCGUUCCAAUGGCGAGUUCUUUGUACACAAUGGCUUUGUGUAUGCUGAAAAUGACCAUGACAGAUUAAGCUUGAAACUUGGCAUAAGUAAGGGUGAUCCUUUAUUUGAAGCCAAAUCAGAACUUCUGGCCAAACUCAAUCUGUCAGCAUCUCGGUCCUACUUUUUGCACUGCGGUGACUAUCCAGUUGAUGGCGAGCUUUUAGCAUUUCUACGUGUCUUUUGUAUGGAUGAGGACACACUGAGGGCAGAGGAAAAGAAAGAAAAUCAUGAAAAUUUAAUGGAACUGGAAACUCCAUUGUCUCAAGACAAUGAAGAAAAAGUCUGGAACUUUCUGGAAACAAGGGCUGCCUUGUUACUGAAAUCUUACCCUAGUACUGUUCAGGAGGAUGAAAUCCAGCUAAUGCAGACAGACCUGCCUACAACACUUCAAAUGAUGCUGAAGCUUAGAAUAGGAGAAAAACGGAUCUUGCAACAAACAGCCAGCUUUACAUCUCAGCGCAAACACAUGAUGAAAGAGAGAAGUGGGCAAAUAAAUAGUUAAAUUUGGUUUCACCUCUGAUCUGACAAACCAUUGAAACAGUGAUGGGUAGGUUACUAUAAGCAGUUGAAAGUGCUCCAAUCAUACAGAAACAUCCAUGAUUGUGAACAUUGUGUGAUAUACUGAAACUGCCAUGCAUUUUAAAUGCAAACUGAAACUGAAGGUAAUUUUGAUGAGAGCAUUGUGUGCUGAUUAUAAAUCCUUCUCAGCCUUCUGAGUAACCUUUUUUUUUUUUUUUGUGGAUCCAAAAAGACUUUUAAAUUACUUUUACUUAUUAUUUGUUAAUUUAUGUUCAUUGUACUUCAUUAGUGGCCUUUGUUUCUUACUUAAACUAUCUUGUAUUCAUUUCUUGCAAGAUUCUUUUAUUAUUGCUCUCAUGGGAUGAAGAAAUAAAGCUUUCAUUUUUCUUAAAAACUGUUUUAAAAUAUCUCCUGCAAAAGCUUCAUAUCCUUUAUCUCAUGAAGACCUUUUUUGUUGUUUUAUUGUGCCUGCAUCUUAAUUUGGUAAUGUUAAGAUUUGUAGAAGUAUUUGUUUCUUCAGUGUGUUCACCCAGAAAUUUUGUGAUUUCAUUUUUUUAAACAUUUAAAAUGCUUUUGAAACAUAACAUAAAAUUUCAUGUUUUGACCAGACUUUACUUUCCAUGCCAUCAUAUAAAUCUGGUAGAAAAUAAAAUUUAAACCCAUUAAAGCAAACAAUUUCAAUGAUCUUGAGAGAAGAAUCAACAUCAAUUCCAAAACACCAAAGGAAUAUUAAAGUUAAAAUAAUUUAUUAUUCAACACUAUAUAAGUGAAUAAAAACUAUGUGAAA
Messenger RNA from Pomacea canaliculata, 2484 nucleotides. Its product is annotated as histone-lysine N-methyltransferase setd3-like. The record is from RefSeq and is a predicted model, not a curated record. NCBI's taxonomy places the organism in Eukaryota, Metazoa, Mollusca, Gastropoda, Architaenioglossa, Ampullariidae. The transcript is spliced from 14 exons. The coding region runs from base 160 to 1680 and encodes 506 amino acids. Gene Ontology annotation, molecular function: histone H3K36 methyltransferase activity; transcription coactivator activity; protein binding. Gene Ontology annotation, biological process: actin modification; peptidyl-lysine monomethylation; peptidyl-lysine trimethylation.